Molecule: messenger RNA, 7816 nt
Organism: Macrobrachium nipponense
Lineage: Eukaryota; Metazoa; Arthropoda; Malacostraca; Decapoda; Palaemonidae
Cellular component (GO): nucleus
Molecular function (GO): ATP hydrolysis activity; ATP binding; DNA clamp unloader activity
Source: RefSeq, a predicted model, not a curated record
ACCAAGCCUAAAAUCGCCCCUUGAACUGUGCGGACGUCAACUGAAGGUUAUCAUGAUGUAAACAAAUUUUCGCGCCAACUGGGUAAAGUUCGGACAAAUCGUUGUUCCGUGUUAUAUUAUUGUUCAGACUUGAUAUCAGUGUUCCGUGUUAUAUUAUUGUUCAGACUUGAUAUCAGUGGUGUUCAAUAAGUCUACCUUCGCCAUAAGAAUAAAUGUUGAUAUUAUGAUGAUUCUUCUGUGAUGCCCCCACUUAUGUAGUAGUCUAACAGAGAAUAGCCAUCAUGCCUAACAAGGCUGAGAAUCAGGAAAUAUCUUCCCAGCAGAAGGUAGAGAAAGGGAGCAUUCUGAAUUAUUUUACAAAAAAGGUUGUGACAGCAUCACAGUCAAAAUUAAAGGUGGCCAAUGCUGCAUUAAACAAUUGUAAUGAUUCAGAUGUUUACAAGGUGGAAAAGAAAACUGUCAAAAACACUGAAAGAAAAAAUGAGAAAAAUACAGAUGAUAUUUCAGAUAAAGUAAAAGAAAAGCAAAUAAGAGAUGGAAGUCAAGGCACAGUUGACAUCAAAAACACAAAUAAAAGUAUACAUCUUGGAGUAGGGUGCCAUGGAACAGGGAGUGCUGUUACAGAAACAGUGUCAUCAGAUGAUGAAGAUUUGGAUUUGAAAUCCAGUAAAAGAUUAGGUAGUAAUGCUGGAAAAUUGGAUACAAGUUUGGAUAAAAGUGUGACAAAACAUAAAAAUAUUUUUUUAUUUAUGAUGGCUAAUAGAGACAAGCAAAAUGAAGUUCUGAAAAAAAUGGCUGAAGAAGAAUUGAUAAACAAUGAAGAAUAUGGGAAUAAAAGUGAAAAGCAAGGCAAACCAUUUCAUGGAAAUUCACAAGUAUCCAUAAAAAAAGAUGAGGUAGAUGUGGUGACUGUAGAUCUUCAAUUAACCAAGGGCAGCAAGAAAACACAGUAUAUGAACACUGAAAAUUCUCCAUUAAAAAUAAAAAAAUCUCCCAGGAAAAGAUCUAAAUCACAUAAAAAUAAUGAAGUGCUUAGUGCAAAAGGCUCAAAAACUAACAGGAGUGAAACUAUAAUCCUCGAUGAUGAUGGCGAUUUUAUCGGCAGUGAACAAAGUCAGAACAAGUCAAAAUUUGUCAGUGGUUGCAAAGAUUCUAUCAAUUCUGAACAAAACUUUAGUAAGUUUAGCAAGAAUGAAGAUUCUGGAACUAGAAAAGAUGUUAUUGAAGUUGACAGAUCCACCAGUGAUGUCUCCACUGAUGAAGAUUGCAUCAAACCGGUAGGUCCACAGACUUUACAAAAUAGAGCAGCCACAAAUUUAGCAAAGAUACAGAUAACACCGCCUGCAAUAAUUGAUAAUGCUUUCACUCUUUUGAUGACAAAUAGACAUAAAAUGAACAAAAACCCUAUGGAGAAAAAAGAUGAAUUGAUGGAUGAGGAUACAUGCACUGUAGAGUUAAGACAUCUCAAGAUACAAAAGAGAAAAGCUGGGAAAUAUGAUGAAUACCUGCCUGAUCAGAGAGGAAGAAAAAGAAAGAAGAGCUUUAGUUGUGAUCUUGAUUCAUCCCUCAAUGAUUUUGAAGAAACUUCCAAGAAAAAGAAGCGAUCAAAAGGAAGAAGUGGGAUAAGAAAGAGUGAAGGCAGUAGUACUGAGGAUGAGGAUCAAACUUCCCAAAAUGAAAUUUUGUCCAAGAGUAACAGUGUGAUUGAUAUAAGCUGUGAUGAAAUUGAAGUUAGCAAGGAAGUAGUUGAGGAUCAAACUUCCCAAGGUGAAAUUUUGUCUCAGACUAACAGUGUGAUUGGUAUAAGCUGUGAUGAAAUUGAAGUUAAUAGCAAGGAAGUAGUUGAGGAUCAAGAAGGGGGCAUGGCUGUUUCUUAUGUUGUAAACAUCAUCAAAUGCAAGGAACCAAAAAACCUUAGUGAUCAUCGGUCUGAUAAAAGUAGGUCUCGCAUUUUGAAUGUAAAGAAUGGCUUAGUGGGAAAAGGGAAAGAAAUUAAAUUGAAAGGAGAGUGCAAUAGUUGUUCAGUCAUGGAUGAAGAUGGAGAGAGAGAUUACACAUCCUCAGAUAAACUUGUAUCAUCUGGAAACCCGGUAGAGGUUUCUGGAAAACGGUGGAAAAAACACAGUGUUAAAGUAGGUAGCUUUUCUAAAUCUACUAUGUCUGAUAGUGAUACACAGAACAAGAAAGAGGAGGAAACUGAAUGUAAUAAUGCAAGUACAUCUCAAAUUAGUAAUGAAGAAGACAAGCUUAGAAACAAAGUUAUUGGUGGUCCCCACAAAACAAUUGAAAGUAGCAGCUCAAGUAAAAAAAGUUUAGUCUCAGUGUUGAGAGAGGUGAGGUAUUCGAGAAGAACCAGUGAUAGCAAGUACACAGCCACAUUAGAAGAAGGCAAAGCUGAUAAAUCUGAUGGAGAAAAAAUAUUUUUGUAUGGUAAAGUGCAAGAUAAAGUUAAUGAGCCACCCACUGAAAAGGAAUUCUCUGUUGCUUUGACCAGCCCUCCAAAAAAGAGAAGAAAGAAAGGUAAGAAUAUGGAAUUGGAUGGUGAAGAUGAUAACAACAGGAAUGACUGUAAUGAUAAAUGCCCUGUAAAAACAGAAAGUAAAGGUGAUGACUGUAGUGCAGAAUGCAGCAAGGAUGAAAAAUUAAAUGAAGACAAUUUACCAGUCACAAAAAAAGGUAAUAUAGCCACUUUCUUCAAAAAGAUGAGUAAGGAAGAAAAAGCUGUUGAAAGGAGUAAAUCUGUCAUAACCAUUAAAGCAGAUGUUCAUGCACCAUGUGAAGGUUAUUCUCCAAAUAAGUCCAGGACAAGUUUCCGAGCUGGAAAAUGUGGUGGUAUCCCACAGGACAAAGAAAAAACACGGGUCAGGCGUUCGUCUCGAAGGUUAAAAAGCGAAUUAGAGGAUUUUAAUAAGAUUGAGCUGCUUGAGCAAAUUCAGGUAAAUUCCCCCAAAAAGAAUCUUGGCAUUGAAAAUGUCAGGAAAGACACUAAAGGUAAAGGGGUGAAGAAAGCUAGUAUAAAUGCUGAAAUUUGUACUAUAAAGGACAAUAAGCCAAGCCAGGUUCAUGUUAAUGACAGUGCCCCAGAAAAUUUUGAGAUGCCUGUAACUGACACUUCAAAGAGAGAAAACACAAAUGAUGGGACUGUAAAUAAGCCAAGAAAAACUUGCAAGAAAUCUGAAGAAUCAUCUCAGGACUUAGAACAUACAAAAAGGGGUGGGAAGGAAGAAGUAGAUGAUAUUUGGCAGGAUGUGACCGUAGGGAAAAUUUCUGUCAAAGGAAUCACUACAGUGAAGGGUAAGAGCAAGAAAAUGUUGAAGAAAAAGCAAGGAGGGAAAAAUGGGCAACCCAAGUUAAUGGUGAAUAAAAUAAAGGAAGCAAGAUCAGAACGAAAGGUGAAAAGUAACAUACCUUCAGGGAAGAAGAAAAUAAGCCAGAAAAAACAAGUUUUAAAUAAUUUGUCAAAAGAUAAAGAUGGAAAAGUAUCUGGUAAGAGUGAUAAACUUGGUGAAUAUCAGGACUUGAGUAAUGAACUUGAAAAUGUUGGGAAAAAUAAACCUCCUCUGAAUAUGAAUAAUUCAGUUGAGAUUGUUGCUGAUGAAACUUCGUCUUCCAGUGAUGUGAUUUGUGACAAAGAAAUGAAAGGAAAAUUUUUUCUAAAAAGGGUGAAAGAAACAGCUGAAGAUGUGAAUGAUGAUAAGGAGAAUGUGGAGCAGACCAGUCAGCAGACAGCUAAAAAAUGCAGGAAUGUGGAAUCAAUGACUUUGCUGAAAGAAGGAAGCUUAUUUCAAUCCUUUGAUGAGUGGAGUAUUUACUUGGAGAAACUGAAAGAUGAUGGUCUGUGCAGUAGUAUUAGGAUCCGGGAUUCAAGAUCAAUUGAUGCCUUUGCAAAGUUAUCCAGCAGAAUGAUCAAACCAUCCUUGAAGUAUGCCUAUGUAGUAUAUGAAUGUGGCUACAUUUCUUCUGAAAAAACCAAGAAAAAAUCCCAAAUUAAAUGCCCGUGGAAGCUGAAAAUUAUGCCGUCCACUGAUGGAGAAUCCCUUGUCAUUAAGGAAGUUUGUCUGGAUCAUAAUCAUUUACUGGAAAAAAAAAAUAAGAAAGACUACCCAAUGGAGACACAUAGUGAUUCUUCAGUAGACAAUGAACUAGUCCAUGUUGAUACAUCAGAUCUCUCCAUAUCAAAAAGUAAACCAAGCCAACUAAAAGCAUCUAUAGGUUCCAAGAAGAAAAGGCAGUUAGUUGUCUGUAAAGUAGUAACUAAGAGGAAAAUGCUGAGUUCUCAAGAAAAUAUGAAAAAUCAAAUUCAAACUCAAACAAAAGCUUCAAAAACAGUUGGGAAAAGGAAGAAGAGUCCUAAAAGUAGAAAUAAAAGAUUGAUUGCAGAGAUUACAUCAUUGCAAGAUGAUGUUAUUAAGAAGAUGGCUAAAACUAACAUAAAUGUAUCCAUAGCUGUUGGUGAAGAAGAUGUGAAUAUCGUCAAUGAGGAUUCUUCUUAUGAUAAAGCAAGAAAGACCCCAUCCAAAAAGUCUAAGAUUUACCCAUUAGUUUUGAAACCACCACCUAAAGAAGUAGAGCCUGUUAAAGUAAAAGAUAAAAAAAAGUAUAUGAAAAAAAGUUUGGAAACCACGAGGCAAAAAGAAAAGACAGACAAAAAUCCCAAUGUUAAUGAAGAUCGUAGAUCUGUUACUUCAAGGCCAUCACGACAAGCAGCCAUUAAAGUGAAGAGGAUGUUUCAAGACAUGAGCAGCAGUGAAGAUUCAGAUAUAAGUGAAAUUGAGACAGUUACCAGGAGCAGUUUGAAAGUCACUUGUUCCAAGACAUGUAAAACCAAAGAUGUGAAGCUUGGAAAUACUAAACAAGAUGAUUCGACCAGGAAAGCGGAAAAGCUAGCACCAAUUUUUUGCAGAAGACCAAAAUCACCAGAAAUAGAAGUUUUGAAAACAGCAUUCUCACCAUCAAAGCUGAAGGCUCGACAAGAAUUUUUGCAGUCAGGUGUCCCUGAACAGAUUAAAAAGCAGCAAUUACUAGAAAAAAGCCAGGAAGAACAACUUAUAUUAUCAGCACCCUUUCCUGAAUUCAAUCACAUACAACAACGAGAUGAUAGUGAUCCAAUUUGGAAUCUUCACUCCCCCAUGACAUUGUCUUUAAAGGAGGAGGCUGAAAAUGAUCUCCCAAAAUACAGAUGCACUUCAAUUUACCAAGAGAAUAUAUUCAACAAAACAAAACCACUUGAAUCCAGUUCAUCAUUAGCUGAAAGUACCUCACAUGAUGUGACUUCUGUUGUUGUUAUUCUGAAUGCCUUAAAAAAAAAUAAUCCAAGAUUCCCUGUUUUCUCACUUUUUAAUUAUCACCUUGAUCAGAAGAAAGAAGCUGUGGAGUCAUAUAAAAGAGAAUUGGGUAGAGAUGAUAAUAUCUCUCUUGUUGAUUUAGAGGAGGAAGAAACAAAAUCAGACAAGAGAAAGAGGAGAAGCAAAGAUGGACUUUCAAGGAGGGGUAGAAAGAAAAAAGGUAGUGGUAAAACAACUAGAAGGUCAGAGGAGAUGCAAGAGAUUGAGGAAAUGCCACCACUCCCGGUUUGGCAGGAAAGAAUACCUAAUGUUUGGACUCAAGUUUAUGCUCCAAAGAAGGCUAAAGGAACUGGGAAAAGUAAAUCAGAAGCUUUUGCUGUUAAAGAAAGAAAUAAGAAUGCAAGGUUAUCGAAGAAAGGUGAUGGUGAUUUUACAUGGUCAGAGGAAUCGAGUUCUGACGAGGAAGACUUUGUCAGCACUUACUUGCUCUGUGGACCACCUGGUGUUUGGGAGACUGCAGUUGUUUAUGCUCUUGCUGCUGAAUUAGGCUACAAUGUGUUGGAGGUAAAUGCAUCUUCAAAGCGACCGGGAAAACAUGUUAUGAGUCAGUUAGCAGAAGCAACUCAGUCACACUCUGUUUCCAAUUCAUCAAAUCAGCCUACUAAUGCAUUAGCAGCUAUGUUUGCGGCAAAGAGUGGUACACAGUCAAAGAAGGUAAAAAACAAAGCUUUUGCAAGUAAGGAAAAAGUAUCACAUGGAUGUAACAGAGAUGUGGAGAAAAAGAAAGGAUUAUCAGUGGUCUUAUUUGAGGAUAUAGAUAUUGUCUUUGAAGAGUCAGAUGAAGGUUUUCUCUCCACUGUGAAUAACUUUAUGAUAACUACAAAAAGACCGAUUAUCCUUACUUUAAGUUACCCAUCUCACAGUGCACUGAGUAAAAUUAAAAGCAGUUAUGAGAGGCUCGACUUUGAACCCCCGCCAGAAGACCUUAUAGCUCAGCACAUACAGCUGAUAUGUUUAGUGAAUGGCCAACAUAUUUGUUUAGAUGAUAUUGAAAAUCUUGUCUCCGUAAACAAAUGUGAUAUAAGACAGUCUCUUCUGGACGUACAAGUAUGGAGUAAUUUUGGUUCCUCUUCAGAGAAAUGCAGUUGUCUCUCAAACACAGAAAGUACAGAAGAUGUUAAUUUGGAAGCAGUUUCGUUAUCUGACAUUUUUUCAGAAAAAAUUGACACCAAAUCAAAAAAUGUAGAAACAUACCCUAAAAAAUUAUGGGGUAAAGUACAUUCUAGGUAUAUUGCAGAUUUGGAAAAACAUAAGCAUGAAACUGAUAUAUCAGUGAAAUUAGGGAUCAUAACCAGAGAUUCACAGUCAAUAACCUGGACUCAGACUGCAAAAAGUUUGCCAUUUUUCUUACCAUAUACCUUAAAAGAAAAUAGAAUAACAAAAAAAUACCCACUCCAGGCUGAUGAUCCCUUUUUAAGAACAACGUACCUUUGGCAAAAAUAUAACUGGUUAAGUAUUGAUGAAGAUGAGGACGAGUUAUCAACGCCACUUGUUGUGGAAAAGGAAGGCAAUAAGGAUCAAGAAGAAAAUAUUCAGGUACCUCAGUAUGUACUAGACUCCUCUGGAAAAUGUGUAGCAUCAAUUGCCAGGUUUUAUAAUACCAUAAGUGAGCUUGAUGUAUUGGAGUCUCACUAUCAUUUAGCACAACCUGGUAAAGAUAACAGUGGUGACUGGUGGAAGAGGCAACCCAUACCAGGUUUAAGUGACUUAGAAAGACAUUAUAAACACUGGGGACCAUAUACACUUACUCCUUAUGUUGUUGAAGAGAUUGGACAUCGGGCUUUCCAGCAGUGUUAUUAUGAGUCUAAAAAAUACCUUGAAGAUAUGCCAAUAACAGAUUGGAACCAAGUAUCUCUUCCUGUUCAAGAAAAAGAAAAACCAGCACUUCUAGAAUCACAGCAAAAUGCAUAUGAAAGGAGCUUAAAAGAACAUGAAAAAAUUGAUGAGAGAUUGAGUAACCAUAUACCACUUGUGCAUCAGCUUAGUCGGAAAGGUUUCAUGGAUUACCUUUGCUUUAUGAGGUCUGUCAUUCGCCACGAUGAACUUAGUGCUGCGCUUUGUAAGUCAAGAAGGGGAAGAAGAUAUUUAAGUCAGACCUCCCAUUAUGGUAUUGAUUUAUCUGGAGGAGACAAGAUUAAAUUAGCAAAUUCUUUAUGUCCAUAGUUGUACAUAUAAGGUAAAUAUGUAUGAACUUAUCGUUCAUACACAUUUCUUUCAGUUAGCUUUAGAAAUGCUGGUAACUAGGAUUCUUUUGUAAAUGAAAUUAGAAUCCUAACUGUUGGCACUACGUAUUAGUCUUUUUCGAUUUUCCAUUUAAGUUUUUCUGUCUUUUAUCUUAAAUGCUGUGUUGUUCAUAAAGAAUUUCUUUUAUUGAUUGUUAUUUUAGAAACCAAAGAUACAAUAUUAAAAUUGUUAUUAAAGUUUUAUUCCAGGUAAAUUGAACUGACAUUUAUCUGUAACUUUUAAACUAA